Molecule: messenger RNA, 1503 nt
Organism: Aspergillus affinis
Lineage: Eukaryota; Fungi; Ascomycota; Eurotiomycetes; Eurotiales; Aspergillaceae
Product: histidine phosphatase family protein
Exons: 2
Coding region: 1-1503 (500 amino acids)
Molecular function (GO): acid phosphatase activity
Source: RefSeq, a predicted model, not a curated record
AUGAUGAGGGGGCUCGUCCUAUAUGAGGGCCGUCUGGUCCGGCAGACCCGUCGGCGGGCUGUCGUUCGGAAACUAUUCGUAGUAGGCAGUAUGGGUUUUGCAGUGCUGUCGUUGAUUCUUUGGAUUGGGUGUUUCUGGGGAGUCUCCGGCUCCUCAGUCGUCCACCAACCCAGGGGUUCCUGCAACUCCGUGGACCACGGAAAUCAAUGUUCCCCGCAGAUCUCGCACCUCUGGGGCCAGUACUCGCCGUUCUUCUCCCUGGCCAAUGAGUCGGCGUUCCCCGCGGACAUCCCGGGCGAGUGUCGACUCACCUUUGCGCAGGUCCUCUCGCGCCACGGGGCGCGGUAUCCGACAGAGUCCAAGUCGAAGAAGUACGCGAAGCUGAUCGCAGCAAUCCAGAAGAACGCGACCGCGUUUACGGGCAAGUAUACCUUUCUGGAGAGCUACUCGUACGCGCUGGGGAGCGACAACCUGACCACCUUCGGGGAGAACCAGCUCGUGGACUCGGGCGUUAAGUUCUAUCGACGGUAUGCGUCGCUCGCGCGGCGGAAUGUGCCCUUCAUUCGGGCCUCCGGGUCCGAUCGCGUGGUGGCGUCUGGGGAGAAGUUCAUCGAGGGGUUCCAGCGGACGAAAGAGCAGGAUUCUCAUCGAGGAGAGGGGAGCCAGAACCACACGGCGCCGGUGAUUAGCGUCGUGAUCCCGGAGACGGACGGGUUCAAUAACACGCUGGAUCAUGGGGUCUGUACGGCGUUUGAGAACAGCGAGCUAUCGGAUGAGGUGGAGGCGAAGUUCAUGGGAGUGUUUGCGCCGGCGAUCCGUCGCCGUUUGGAGGCUGACAUGUCGGGGAUUAAAUUGUCGAAUGACAAUGUGAUCAGUCUGAUGGAUCUGUGCUCGUUUGAGACGAUGGCGGCGACGCCCGACGCGAGCGAGCUAUCACCGUUCUGCGCGCUGUUCAGUCACGACGAAUGGGUGCAGUUCGAUUACUACCGGUCUUUGAGCAAGUAUUAUGGUUAUGGCGCUGGAAACUCGCUGGGACCGGCUCAGGGGAUUGGGUUCACUAACGAGCUGAUUGCCCGAUUGACGAAGAGCCGAGUGCAUGAUCAUACCAGCACCAACCGGACCCUGGACUCGAAUCCGGCCACGUUCCCUGUGGAUGCUGCGUUGUAUGCCGACUUCUCGCACGACAACCUGAUGGUGUCGACCUUCUUUGCGCUAGGGCUGUAUAACGGUACCAAGCCUCUGUCUCAAACCACCGUGCAGACCAUCAAGGAAACCGAUGGAUACUCGUCUGCUUGGUUGGUUCCGUUCGGGGCUCGCGCGUAUAUCGAGGCCAUGCAGUGCAGCGGGGAAUCUGACUCCCUGGUGCGCGUGCUUGUCAAUGAUCGCGUGGUGCCUCUUCAUGGCUGCAAGACGGAUCAUCUGGGUCGGUGCAAGUUGGAGGACUUUGUUCGGGGAUUGAGCUUUGCUCGUUCUGGAGGAAACUGGGACGAAUGUUUUAACUAG